Messenger RNA from Mercenaria mercenaria, 1923 nucleotides. RefSeq names its product transmembrane protein 205-like. Bases 258 to 983 code for a protein of 241 amino acids. The record is from RefSeq and is a predicted model, not a curated record. The transcript is spliced from 4 exons. NCBI's taxonomy places the organism in Eukaryota, Metazoa, Mollusca, Bivalvia, Venerida, Veneridae.
UUAUUUCAAAAUACGCUCGCACGCUUGAUGGAGUUGCCUAAAAUAACAUUUUCAUUGAUGGAAAGUGUAUAAAUUGCUUAACAUUUAUUGCAUUUUUUAACAUUCAUUGCAAUUCAUACUCGCUUUAGAGUGUAAGUUAAGAUAAGAAGUUUGCUUUUGAAUUAAAUAACAUAAGAAAUUUGUUUAAACAAAAGCGAAGACGUUGUGUCGUUUUAAUAAGAACUUUGUUGUGGAACCAUUCAGGAUAAAAUAGUGGCAUGGGAUUAAAAGUAGCGACUGCAACUCAAGUAAACAGACAGCAGAGCGUGUGUGUUCCUCGGACGUCAUGUUCAAAGCUUGGGCGUUAUUUUUCCUUGUUGACGGUUGUGGUUUUGAUUGUAUCUAUCACUGCUGGAUCUAGUAACGCAACUGGAAACAGAUCUACAAACAUCGUAUUUCUACAUCUACUCAGUUUUGCUGCACAUUUUGGAGUACAAUGCUGGGUAACAUUUGUGGCAGGUUUCGCGAUGUUCUUCAGUCUGCCAAGGAUCAUGUUCGGGCACCUACAAAGUAGAAUGUUCCCACUUUACUUUACAUUAACAUUGGUUUUGUCAUGUGUUACAUUGUUAACAUAUGUUGUACAACAUCCAUAUCCGACAAUGACGUCAUCAGAAGCAAAGCAGCUAAUGGGAAUGUGCAUAUGUGUUAUAUCAACAUUCGUCAACAGUUUUUACCUGGCAACUGAAAUCGUCAACGCAAUGAUUAACGUUUUUGAGAUAGAAAAAUCAUCCGGAGUAGCAUAUGUCGUAGGAUACUGUGACAGAACUGAAUUGAAGAAAGAUCCUAAGUACUGUGAACAUUAUAAACGAUUUAGAUUGGUUCACAGUAUAUCAGGGGUUGCUAAUGUUGUCACUCUAAUUUGUAACAUAAUGUAUUUAUACCACCUGGCUAGUAUUAGCGUUAAUCUACAUUUGAAUCAUUUGAAUAAUGCCUAUUGUAUAUGAUUUUGCUUUCAUCUUGUUCAGAAAUCAGUAUUAGAUUUCACAUAGAUAUACAUGUAUAUUGUAACCUAUUUACAGUAGAAUAUAUUUGUUGUUGUCUGAUUUUUUCUCAUGUAUAAUGUUUGGUCAGUAGUUUGUAUUAUAUUUCUUCUGAAUGAUAUUUCAGACAAUCAUGUAUUGUAGAGAUAGAACCUAACAUUUUCAUUGAUAGAAAUACAUUAAAUAAAGUCUAGAAAUUGAUUUCCAAGUCCUUGAAAUUAACAAAAAUGAUUUCACAAAUAUGCAGUGUAUGAUAGUUUUGAUAAUAUCAAUAACAGAAAUUUUAAUAUUUAAUUCAAAGUUGUGAUCCGCAAAGAAUGUCAACUCUUUCCUUGGGCUAGUACUUGAAAGCAGAGUUAUUUAUUAGUUUACUUCCCUUGCAAUUACACAAUAGAGUAGAAAACGAAAACAGUUUAAAACACAAUAUUAUACAUUUUUGCACAACAAAAUUGUUUAGGAUUUAUUACGAUGUGUUUGAUUUACCCCUGAAACACUGGUUCCUAUGAUUUUGUCAACUUAAUUAUGGUAAAAAUUAACUUUUAACAAGCCGAUAAAAAAUGAAAUACCAGUAAGUAUUUUAUAGUGCAGAUAAUACAGUUUUGCUUGUAUCAAAAUGUCACAAUAGAAGCACUUUUGUAAUACAGAACACCUGGUAGGAUUAGUAAAGGUGCAGUUAUACUGAUCUCUUUUUCCUAUGCCUAUGUGUUGGGAAUAGAUCACAUGUACUAUCUAAAAGCAAUUAACAUCAACUUGAUAUUGAACAAUAUAUUAUCAGUUUACAGAGAAUUGUAUAUAUCUUUCUUGAAAGAUAUUAUGUUUUCAUGGUAAAUAGCAUAUUACAACAUUUAUGUUUCCUUUCGUAUAUACAUCGUAUUUACAUUGUCGAUUUCUGAGAAUUAUAAAA